AUGUUUUCCUUACGGGCAUUCGUUCGUCGAAUGUCGCAUCUUGCGGCUAGAUACACUGGCCAAGGGGAUGUGCAUGUAGUUGAUCCAAAUGUUGAUCUCAGGUACAUUUUUGAAAAUGCGGGAAGACUCCGUAGAAGUCUUGAAGAGCGUCGGAGCGACAUAAAUAUUGCGGAUUUAAAGGAAAAAUAUGAGAAAUGGUGGACAAAAUAUGAAGCAUGGACCAAAGCAUCGAAAUCAGAUCAGUCAAAGGAAACACUAUCUGCCGCAAAGAAAGCUUUACGAGACGAACAAGCUGGUCUCUUGGAAACGUUGGCGCUUCCAAAUUUUGUGCACGAGGUUGGAAAACAGGAGAGACCCAUGUUAAAACCUUCAAAGCAUCGUGAUUAUCUUGUCCAGAAGGGUCAUAUGCGAGUUGAUAAAAACAUUGGCGUUGUUUACCUUGUGGGCUAUCCUGUGUUGAUACGAAAUAGUUUGAAGUGA
Molecule: messenger RNA, 480 nt
Organism: Strongylus vulgaris
Lineage: Eukaryota; Metazoa; Nematoda; Chromadorea; Rhabditida; Strongylidae
Source: the annotation of a GenBank genome assembly